AUGGAGGAGCUUUAUUCAAUUCCUGAGGAUUACUACGAUGAUGCAUCCACAGUCACCCUUGACUACAGCUCCAGCACUGGAGUGCCUGAAAUUUGCGAGAGCAGCAACUCUCAGGAGCUCCACAUCAAGAUAUUCCAGACAUGCAUCUUCAUCGUGGUCCUCCUUUUGGGGGUGCUCGGGAACUCCCUGGUGAUUGCAACCUUUGUCCUCUACCGGCGUCUGCGUCUGCGCUGCAUGACAGACGUGUUCCUUCUCCACCUGGCAGGGUCGGACCUGCUGCUGUUGCUCACAAUACCCCUGCAGGCAGCUGACUUACUUCUGGGCAGUUGGGAGUUCGGCACGGUCCUCUGCAAAGCCACGCGUGCCCUGUACGCCAUCAACACGUAUAGUGGGCUUCUCCUGCUGGCAUGCAUCAGCGCCGACCGCUACAUUGUGAUUGUCCAGGCACACGCCGCCCACAGGAUGCGCAGGCGGACACUGCUCUACAGCAAGGUAGCUGCACUGUGCGUGUGGGUCGUCGCUCUGCUCCUCAGCCUACCUGAGAUAAUUUUCACCAAUGUGGAUAAGAGGGAAACUGGAGGUUUGAAGCAGUGUGAGAUGUACGUGUGGGUCAAGGAGAGCUGGCGGGUCAAGAUGGCCACCCGGGGGGCUCAGAUCACAGGCUUCUGCCUGCCUUUCCUGGUCAUGCUGGUCUGCUACUCCUUGAUUGGCCGUGCCCUGAUGCAGGGGCGGAGCUGGAGGCGGCAGCGCACUCUGAGGCUGAUGGUGGCGCUGGUGGUGGUGUUCGUGCUCUUCCAGCUGCCCUACACCGUGGUGCUCUCUGUCAAGGCAGCUGGUCCGCCGGGCACCUGCCACCAGUGGGGCACUCUCCUGCUGGCCGAGUAUAGUACGCGCAGCCUGGCCUACACGCGAUGCUGCCUCAAUCCUCUGCUGUAUGCUCUGGUGGGUGUGCGCUUCCGCAACGAUGUCCUGAAGCUGCUCCAUGACAUGGGCUGCCCAUGCGCAGCCCAUUUGGGCCCACCCGUCGACAGCUGCUCCUCUGGCUCCCCAGCGUCCACGUUUCUCUCCCCAACCCCAUCCAUCACAGCACACUCCGGCCCCAUCAUCCGAUCACCCACUGCCAAAGCUCCCCUUUCCCCCAGCUCCCCAAACUCUUUCCAUUAUGCUGCACCCCCUGCUCUCCUCUCCCACCAACAUAGUGCAUAGUCCACACCCCCCACAAAUGCCUCU
Megalops cyprinoides (Indo-Pacific tarpon) is the source of this 1230-nucleotide messenger RNA. It is a transcript of the gene ccr10, whose product is annotated as chemokine (C-C motif) receptor 10. The transcript has a single exon. Gene Ontology annotation, molecular function: chemokine receptor activity. The coding region runs from base 1 to 1206 and encodes 401 amino acids. NCBI's taxonomy places the organism in Eukaryota, Metazoa, Chordata, Actinopteri, Elopiformes, Megalopidae. The record is from RefSeq and is a predicted model, not a curated record. Gene Ontology annotation, biological process: G protein-coupled receptor signaling pathway; chemotaxis; immune response. Gene Ontology annotation, cellular component: membrane.